Messenger RNA from Anopheles stephensi (Asian malaria mosquito), 1629 nucleotides. RefSeq lists its product as uncharacterized. The coding region runs from base 318 to 1583 and encodes 421 amino acids. Lineage: Eukaryota; Metazoa; Arthropoda; Insecta; Diptera; Culicidae. The transcript is spliced from 2 exons. The record is from RefSeq and is a predicted model, not a curated record.
AUCAGCACAUCCUUCUUUGCUAGAAGAUCCCAAGCUGUCACCAAAAUCAUUUUCCAGUGGUGUUUGGCAACCGAAUUCGGAGAAGAUGGUGGCUCCAUCUAUUGUAAAACGACGCGAACUAAGUUUAGAGCCUUAUUAACUGCAAUAAUUUCCCUCCGAGCCGAACACCGCGCAAUGCGAUAAAUCGCACCUCUUAUCGUGUGUCGAUUUAUCUUAUCUUAAGCCGUUUAAAACGAACUUGACGCUCUUUCCAUUGUAUUGCAAAUGCACAGGUGCCGCUCUCGGUACGGACGCCCAAUUUCAGUGUGAAAGUCAGAAUGAAAAGUUCUUUAACUGUGCCCGAGUACGUGCGCGAUGCGCUAAGCAGCGUGGCACAGAAGCUAAACUUCACCAACGAUCAACAUUCGGUGGACUAUGAUUUUCGUGCGAGCGAAAACAACCGUUCGGUGGUGUCCGUUUUCUAUCGGGUGACGUUCCGUGAGGAACCGCGUGAAGUUACCGUACUGUGCAAGGUACCGCCGCCCGGUGCUGACGAUACCCUGCUAGCGCUGUUUGAGCGUGAAGUGUUCGUGUACGGGAAGCUGCUGCCUGCGUUCGAACAGUUUCAGCGCAGUGCUGUGCAGGGUGCGACACCCAGCACAACGCCAUCGGCCGCGGAGGAGGAGGAGGUGGUAUCCUUUGGACCGCUGUGCUAUCAUGCGCACUGUGACGCAAAGAAGGGUGAAGGAAUCAUUGUGCUGGAGGAUGUGCAGAGGCGUGGAUUCACCAACCGGCACAAGUUCGAGCCCAUGGAGUAUGAGCACGCUCGGCUUGCGAUGGUACAGUUGGGUCGAUUCCAUGCGAUUUCGCUGGCGCUCAAGAAGCAGCAGCCAGAACUGUUCGAGCAGUAUCGGCACAUGGGGGACGUAACCGGCGAACGCGUGCUGGCGAUGGAAGGGUUCGCACAGGCGAUGGAACAAGCAUUCGCCAGUGCAUCCGCCACACUAAGCCCGGGCGAUGCAGGGAGGCGCGAAAAGUUGGCCCGGCUUCGUGGAUGCUUUGCCGAGGAGCUGCAGAACAUCAGCGAUACUGCCCUGUCGGAACCGUUCUGUGUGGUAUGUCACGGUGACUAUGCAGGGGACAACAUGAUGUUUUCCUACAACGGAGGCUUUCCCAACCGGAUGGUGUUGCUUGACUGGCAGCUGGCAAAGUACGGAUCUCCGGCACUGGAUUUCGUGCACACCGUCUUCCUAUCGACGGAUGAAGCGUUCCGCCGCAAUCAUUACGACAACAUGCUGCAGACGUACCAUAACGCGCUGAUGAGCCAUCUUGAGCGGCUCGGAGAUGGCAGCGCUACGGAAUGGUUCCCGCUGACGGUGCUGAUGCGACUGACCAAGCUACAGGCCCGACAGGCGCUGGUGCUCGGUAUGCUUCACAUUCCACUGACGGUGGCGAGCGAGGAAGCGGCCAGCGCAGCGGAGGACGCAACUGAUGAGGCUCGUGAGGAUUCUAGCUCGGUGCAGAUAAGCGAUACGAGCGAUGCAAAGUAUCAGACGCGUAUGGCGGGUCUGUUGAAAGAUGUUUUCCGAUUGGGCUUUCUUUGAAAUGAUCGAUUAGACGUUUUCAGUAAUAAAAAUUGCAAAAUAUAAA